GAGCACGCCGGCGGCGCCGAGGCCAGCCGGGCGGGGGCCGGCGGCGCGCCGGCGGACGAGGUGGGCCUGCGAGGCAGCUCUACGCUGGGAAGCCCUACGCUGCAGGGCACCAUGGGGGUGGGCGGCCUCACCGGAUUGCUGGGCAGCUUCAGCUUCACGCCCAUGGCGCGGCCGCCGCAGCGCGAGGGCGGCGAAG
Messenger RNA from Prorocentrum cordatum, 196 nucleotides. Lineage: Eukaryota; Dinophyceae; Prorocentrales; Prorocentraceae. The record is from the annotation of a GenBank genome assembly.